This is a messenger RNA of Fukomys damarensis (Damara mole-rat), 3450 nucleotides long. RefSeq names its product zinc finger protein 211. Gene Ontology annotation, biological process: regulation of transcription by RNA polymerase II. The coding region runs from base 322 to 1989 and encodes 555 amino acids. Gene Ontology annotation, molecular function: RNA polymerase II cis-regulatory region sequence-specific DNA binding; DNA-binding transcription factor activity, RNA polymerase II-specific. NCBI's taxonomy places the organism in Eukaryota, Metazoa, Chordata, Mammalia, Rodentia, Bathyergidae. The transcript has 3 exons. The record is from RefSeq and is a predicted model, not a curated record.
UCGGGAGGCAGAGGCGAGAGAAUCGGCAGUACUUGGAGGACAGCCUGGGAUACAUAGCGAGUUCAAGGACAGCGUGAACUAUAGAGACGCAAACGAGGGGGCGGGCGAGGGAGUACCCAGAAACGCUUGCGGCGACGCCGUGCGUAGCUCUCUGGGCGACCCUGGGCGGGGCCUCGCGUGCGGGCGUCACGUUGGGGCGGGACUUCCGGCUUCCUUCGGGCGGUCAUUUUGGCCGCCUCUGCUGUCUGACCAGUAAGCUGCUCCUCUGGUGUCCCGCGCUGAGACGCAGUGACUGACCAGGGCCUGUGUGGGCGACUCCGCAUGCCCGGGACGGUGGUGGUCGCCCCAGGCUCCCCAGAGUCAAUGGCAGCGGCUGCGCUGACGGACCCGGCCCAGGGUAGUGUCACCUUUGAAGACGUGGCUGUGUACUUCUCUUGGGAGGAGUGGGAUCUUCUUGAUGAGGCCCAGAGACACUUGUACCUUGACGUGAUGCUGGAGAACUUGGCACUUACAUCCUCUCUGCGUUGUUCAUGUGGAAUGGAGCAUGAAGUGGCACCUUCUGAGCUGGGCCUUUCUGUGAGGUCAUCACAGGUUAGGACUCCCAAAGAAGGGUCAUUUUUCCAGAAUGCCUAUACUUGUGAAAUUUGUGGCCUGAUUUUGAGAGACAUUCUGCACUUGGCUCAGCACUAUGGAACAUAUUGUGGGAAAAAACCAUACACCUGUGGGAAACAAUUCUACUUCACUGCUAAUCUUCCCCAGCCCCAAAGGCAAUACAUUAAAGAGACACCUGUUGGAAGCUUUGUGGACAGAACCUCAUUUAUAAAGAGCUGCAUGUUCCAUGUGUCAGGGAAGCCUUUUACUUGCAAGGAAGUUGGGAGGGGCUUCCUGGCCAGCAUGGGAUUUCCCUGUCCACAAAUCACUCACAUAGUGGAGAAACCAAGUAACUACCAGGUGGUCUUUCACAGUGGGAAAAAUCAUCAUACCUUGGAAGGAUGCAAAAAAACCUUCAGCCACUCAAACACACUGGUUCAGGACCAGAGAGUCCUUACCAGGAAAAGGCUUUUUGAGUGCAGCAAGUGUGGGAAAGCCUGUACACGAAGAUGUAAUCUCAUUCAACACCAGAAAGUCCACAGUGAAGACAGGCCUUAUGAAUGCAGUGAGUGUGGAAAAUUCUUUACCUAUUAUUCCAGCUUCAUUAUCCAUCAGAGAGUUCACACGGGAGAAAGGCCUUAUGAGUGUGAUGAAUGUGGGAAAUCCUUCAGUCAGAUCUACAGUCUCAACAGCCAUAGAAAAGUUCACACUGGAGAAAGGCCUUAUGAAUGUGGGGAAUGUGGGAAAUUUUUUAGCCAAAGGUCCAACCUCAUUCAACAUCAGAGAGUUCACACUGGAGAAAGACCUUAUGAAUGCAGUGAAUGUGGGAAAUCUUUUAGCCAGAACUUUAGCCUCAUUUACCACCAAAGAGUACACACUGGAGAAAGGCCUCAUGAGUGCAGUGAGUGUGGGAAAUCCUUUAGCCGAAGUUCCAGCCUCAUUCACCACCGAAGACUUCACACUGGAGAGAGGCCAUAUGAAUGCAGUAAGUGUGGGAAGUCCUUUAAGCAAAGCUCUAGCUUCAGUUCACAUCGGAAAGUCCACACAGGGGAAAGGCCUUAUGUGUGUGGAGAAUGUGGGAAAACUUUUAGCCAUAGCUCCAACCUUAGGAACCACCAGAGAGUUCACACUGGGGAAAGGCCUAUUAAGUGCAAAGAAUGUGGAAAAUCCUUUAGCUGCAAAUCUAAUCUCAUUAAACACCUGAGGGUUCACACUGGAGAAAGGCCUUACGAGUGCAGUGAAUGUGGGAAGUCCUUUAGUCAAAGUUCUAGCCUCAUUCAACACCGGAGAAUUCACACUGGAAAAAGACCUUAUCAGUGUAGUAAAUGUGGAAAGUCCUUUGGCUCCAAAUCUGUCCUCACUCAACACCAAAGAGUUCACACUGGAGAAAGACCUUAGGUAUGUAUGGAACCCACAUUCUUUGUACUGUCAUUACACUGGAAUGUAAUGACCACCUGGGAGCCAUCCACCUGAAUUGAGCCCUCAAGAUCUGAAGAUGUGGUGAGAGUCCCCUUUAGUUCUAGGUCCAUAGAAGCUUUAAGCAGCUGUGUUAAACUUUGUAACCUGUGCAAGGGCCUAUGUCACUGUUUUGAGGCAGAGGCUAUUUCACUUCUCCACUUACAAGUCUACAUGGUGCAUCUGUCACCACCCCAGCGUGUACAGAGGAGCUGGCUCCUCCUUCCCAUUUGCUGGAUGAAAUCAUGAGAAGUCUGAGCCCUCCUUCCUGUUCUGCAAGUUAGGUCAUGAACUUGACCUAGGUAGUACUAGAGAUACAGGUAAGUAAAUGUGUUUGGGCAGCUUGUCAAGAAGAACUCUUCUGACGGAUUUUUUCCAACCUCUAAGUCACCAACCUGGAAACUACCUGCCUGUACUGUUUUGAUUUUUUGUAAUAAAGUCUUCAUUAUUUAAGUUACUUUAGUCUUGGAAUUGUGUUCACUGUGUGAGAUAUCUUCAAAACAGUAAACACCUUUGUGUGUGUGUGCAGGGGGAUGUAAUUCAGAUAAUUUGGUACCUCAGAGACAGGAGUAAUAUGAGAGUGUAACUCUUCCCUGAUUUGGCCUCUAGGCUUCCUAAGUUGUGGAUUGAAUGCCAGAACUUCUUGUCUCAGGGAACACAUUGAGGAGGCAGGAAGUAGUAAGAACCUCUAUUGUUUCUGGGAACAAGACAUAUAAGGUUUAGAUUUCUUUUUCUUUUUCUUUUUUUCCUUGUGUCUUGUUUUCUUUGCUUGUUGCUUACACAAGAUGCACAUAGUGCCCUGCACCAUAGAGUACAGUGUCUACCCUAGGUUAUGCAAAGGAGUCAGGUGCCUGGAUACCCAUGAUUCAGUAAGCUUAUAAUACUUCAAGAUUAUGGGAGCCAGAGAGAAUCUUAAUAGGUACAAAAAUAGUGGAUUAAUGAGGAGUGAUGGAGACAUCAGCAAGGUACAUGCACCUUGUUCCUUGUAAAAAUGUUCAAGUAAUUGUGUUGGAUAUGCACAAAGAUUCUCAUGGUUUGCAGGGAGGUAUAUCUGGUCUAUAGCUGAGGUCAUUGUCAGAAAAAAAAACUGGAAGUUCCGUGUAUUCAUUCCAGUAUAUUUUGGAAUCUUUUACGGGUUGGAAACAAACCUAGAGAGAAGGAAGAUGGAUUACUCUAAUGAAGUGGCUUUGUGGCCUAAUGAUCAUCCUAUGUGGAAGUGAACUGCAUUACUCACUAAUACUUGCUACCACUGAGGCAAGUUUGCCCCUGCAAGGUUAUCAGGAAAGAAAUGGAGUGAAUUCUGGGUUACCAAACCUUCCAGUAAGCCACUAGACCAUCAUUGUAAUUAUUACAGUUAGCAUACUGGUCACUUCUAGUUUACCUUGUCCCCUUUUUUAACCUCUU